Molecule: messenger RNA, 5648 nt
Organism: Vicia villosa (hairy vetch)
Lineage: Eukaryota; Viridiplantae; Streptophyta; Magnoliopsida; Fabales; Fabaceae
Product: putative disease resistance RPP13-like protein 1
Exons: 3
Coding region: 224-4234 (1336 amino acids)
Biological process (GO): defense response to other organism
Molecular function (GO): ADP binding
Source: RefSeq, a predicted model, not a curated record
UAUCCAGCUAGCCUUCCCGUAUCGAUGCCAAUUGAGAACAGUGUGACUAUGCUCCCAUCAGUUUUGAAGCAAACAAGUUGGUCAAAAUAACGACACUAUUCAUAUGUGAGUCUUGCUUUACUAUAACCACUGCCAACCAUUCAAAAUAACCAUUCACAUAUCAGUCUUUGCUGUCCAUUUACAUACUAGAUCUUCAUUUCAUUCAAACUUUUGCUAAUACAUCAUGGCCGGCGCCGCAAUAGGAAGUGCUUUCCUCACUGCAACAGUUCAAACCUUAGUUGAGAAACUUGCUUCCAAAGAGUUUCGUGAUUACAUAAAAAACACCAAGCUCAAUGUCUCAUUCUUAAAACAGUUAAGGCUAACACUACUCACUCUUCAACCUCUCCUAGAUGCUGCAGAGGAGAAGCAGAUCAACACUCCUUCCGUCAAAGACUGGCUUGAUGGCUUGAAAGAUGCUGUCUACGAUGCUGAAGAUCUGCUCAACCAAAUUAGCUAUGAUUCCCUUCGAUGCAAGAUGGAGAACACGCAACCUGCAAGCAAAACUAAUCAGGUCUGGAACUUGCUUUCUUCUCCUUUUAAAAAUAUCUAUGGAGAGAUCAAUUCCCAAAUGAAAGAUAUGUGUGAAACCCUCAAACUUUUUGCUGAUAACAAAGAUAUACUUAGUUUGCAAACUAUAAGUGUCAGAGUUUCUCAUAGAACUCCUUCAAGUCCUAUGUUCAAUGAAUCUGUCAUUGUAGGUAGGAAAGAUGACCAAGAGAAAGUAAUGAACAUGUUGCUAUCAGAAAGCAAUACUAAUAUGGGCGUACUUGCAAUUGUAGGCAUGGGAGGUGUCGGAAAAACAACACUUGCACAACUUGCUUACAAUGAUGAAAAUGUUCAAAAGCACUUUGAUCUCACAGCAUGGGCUUGUGUAUCAGAAGAUUUUGAUGUUUUUAGAGUUACCAAAAAUCUCCUUGAAUCUGUCACUAAAACACCAUCAGGAACUGACAAUCUUGAUUUACUUCGAGUUGGCUUAAAGGAAAAUUUAAAAGACAGGAGAUUUUUGAUUGUGUUGGAUGACUUAUGGAAUGACACUCAUCGUGAUUGGGAAGAUCUUGUAUCGCCGUUGAUUUAUGGAAAAAAUGGAAGCAAAUUGAUCAUCACAACACGCCACAAAAAAGUGGCUGAUGCUGCACGCACAAUUCCUAUUUUUGAACUAGAUCCUCUAUCAGAUGAAGACAGUUGGUCUUUACUCUCCAAACAUGCAUUUGGAAGUGGAGACUUUUCUGAAGCUCAACAGCGAAAUGUAGAAGCAAUUGGAAGGAAGAUUGCAAGAAAGUGUGGUGGAUUGCCAAUAGCUGCGAAAUCACUUGGAGGACUGUUGCGUUCGAAAGUAGAUCCUGAAGAGUGGGUUGAAGUUCUGAACAAUGACAUAUGGAACUUACAGAAUGAUAAUAUUCUGCCUGCCUUGCGCCUGAGUUAUCAAUAUCUUUCCUCUCAGUUGAAAAGAUGUUUUUCCUAUUGCUCUAUUUUUCCAAAGGACUAUCCACUUGAUAGGAAGCAAUUGGUUUUGUUGUGGAUGGCAGAAGGCUUCCUUGAUCAUUCUCAAGACAAAAAAACUAUGGAAGAAGCAGGUGAUGAGUGUUUUACUGAGUUGCUAUCCAGAUCGUUGAUUCAACAAUUGCACGAUGAUUCUCGUGGUCAAACUUUUGUCUUGCAUGACCUGGUUAAUGAUUUAGCUACUGUUGUAUCUGGAAAAACUUGUUACAGACUUGAAUUUGGCGAUGUGAGCUUUGAAAAUGUUCGCCAUUUGUCAUAUAAUCAAGAAUUGUUUGACAUUUUCAAAAAGUUUAAGACUUUCUACAAAUUCAAAUGCUUGAGAAGCUUCCUAGCCAUUGGCUCCAGCAGAUGGGAUACACAUUGUUUAUCAGGAAAGGUGGUCGAUGGUUUGCUACCCACAUUUGGAAGGUUGCGUGUGUUAUCGUUAUCAAAAUAUAGAAACAUCACCACGCUACCAGUUACAAUUGGCAAUUUAGUGCUGUUGCGCUAUCUAGAUCUCUCUUACACGGAUAUCGCAAGCUUGCCCAACACCAUAUGCAACCUCUACUACUUGCAAACCUUGAUAUUAUCUUGCUGCUCAAAACUCACAGAAUUGCCUGAACAUGUUGGAAAAUUAAGUAAUUUGCGUCAUCUUUAUAUUGAUAGGACAAGCAUAACAGAGAUGCCGAAGCAAAUUGCUGAACUAGAAAACCUUCAAACUCUAACUGAUUUUGUAGUAGGCAAGAAAAAUAUUGGUUUAUGUGUUAGAGAGCUUGGCAAGUUUCCUAAGCUACGGGGAAAAUUACUCAUCAAGAACCUGCAAAAUGUCAAUGAUGUCAUGGAGGUAAGUGGUACUAACUUGAAGAGCAAAGAACAUAUUGAGGAAUUGACGCUACAGUGGGGCAAGGAAACUGAUGACACACUUAAUGAAAAGAACGUGCUUGAUAUGUUAGAACCAUCUACAAACCUAGAGAAACUGAGCAUUGUAUCAUAUGGUGGGACAAGUUUUCCAAGUUGGUUUGGAGAUCCUUCGUUUUCUAACAUGGUGUACCUCAGCAUUGGUAAUUGUGUGAAUUGCAUGACACUUCCACCACUAGGGAAGCUACCUUCUCUCAAGAACUUGUGCAUUAGUGGCAUGAGAAUUUUGGAGACAAUUGGGCAACAGUUCUAUGGCAUGGCAGCAGGAGGUUCCAGUUCUUCAUUCCAACCAUUUCAAGCCCUUGAGAAAUUGGAAUUUAUGUACAUGGAAAAUUGGAAGGAAUGGUGUCCUUUUCCAGACAACAUGUUUCCUUUUCCUCGUCUGAAAACUCUGAAGUUAUCCAACUGUCCCAAAUUGAAGGGACAUUUACCUAGUCAUCUUCCUUCCUUAGAAGAGAUUGAAAUAUGUAAUUGUGUUCAUCUCUUGGAAACACCACCUACUCAACAUUGGCUCUCCUCAAUAAAAAAGAUUCAUAUUGUGGAAGAUUCAGAUUCAAUAAGCAAUACUGAAAGGAACCAAUACUCAUUGCUCGAGAGUGAUUCUCCAUGUCUGCUGCAAGAAAUAGAGAUAAGGAGCCGUCAUAUGCUAAAAUAUGUACCUAAAAUGAUUAUAAACAGCACCUGUCUUCGAGAAUUGGUUCUCAAUCAUAUUAGUUUUCGCACUAAGGUUCCAACAAAUGGUUUACCCACUUUGCAAUCACUUAGUAUUCAAAAUUGUGAGAAUUUAACAUUCCUUCCUCCUGAUAUGUGGAGCAAUUACACAUCCCUUGUGAAUCUUAGAUUAGACCGCUGCAAUUCACUUACCUCCAUCCCAUUGAAUUGUUUUCCUAUGCUCCAAAUUCUUUCCAUCAUUAAAUGUAGGAGUUUGGAAUCUAUUUUUAUUUCAGAAACUUUGUCUUGUAGCUCGUCAGCCCUCAAAUCUUUUGAUGUCAAUUCUUGCGAGGAACUUAGAUCUCUACCUCAACGGAUGGACACCCUCACCGCUCUUGAAGGCAUAUCUCUCAUCAAUCUUCCAAAUUUGAAUUUAUCAUUAUGUGAAGGGGUUUUCCUACCUCCCAAUUUACAAUCAAUUAUGGUUGAUUCUGUGAGGAUAACAAAGCCGGUAACAGAGUGGGGUCUCCAAUGUAUCACUGCUCUUUCAUCAUUGCAUAUCAGAGGUGGUGAUAUUGUGAACAUAUUGCUCAAAGAGCUGUUGUUGCCCAUUUCCCUUGUUUAUCUAAAAAUGGAUGGUCUCUCUGAAAUGAAACCCUUAGAAGGAAUUGGACUUCGACACCUCUCAUCUCUAGAAACCCUUUCUUUUAAUGGUUGUCCGGGGCUUGUGUCAAAUGCCCUUCCCUCCUCGCUGAAAACACUUUAUUUCAGCGAUUGUCCAAGACUAGAGUCAUUGCCAGAAAAAGCCUUCCCCUCCUCACUGAAAACACUUUGUUUAACAGAUUGUCCAAGACUAGAGUCGUUGCCAGAAAAAGCUUUUCCCUCCUCACUGAAAUUACUUUCUUUAGCAGAUUGUCCAAGACUAGAGUCAUUGCCUCAAAAAGCCUUUCCCUCCUUGCUGAAAUCACUUUAUUUCAGCAAUUGUCCAAGACUAGAAUCAUUGCAAGAAGACAGCCUCCCUACCUCUCUUGAGCGACUGUACAUUAGUGAUUGCCCAUUGUUAGAAGAAAGAUAUAAAAGGAAGGAACAUUGGUCCAAAAUUGCUCACAUCCCUGUCAUAGAAAUAAAUUUCCAACUCACAAUAUGAGCCAUGGGCAUUGAGAAGUCAAGGAAAUGAAGAAUUCCAUUCCUGUUUCAGAGUCCAGGUAAUUCGGUAAUUCAAUUGGGUGCUAUUGUUCUUGAGGCUGACAUAGACUGCUAGAAGACUGAGAUGAAAAGGAGAGUUGAAUUUGGUUGGUUGAGAAGGUCUUACUUCAUCCUCGGCAAUAAGGCUUCCUUGAAUUGCUUUCAAAUGCUUUCUAGCCAAACUCAAACUCAAACCAUGAGCUAGAGAAAGUGUAGCUUGGCCAAAAUGAGAAAGAGAAGAAGGAAUGGUAUUCAGGAGCUCCAACAAACUCAUGGUAUUGUUGAGAUGCUCUUCAACGAAAUCAAGUUUCCAUUGACUCAUUGGAAUUGGAUAAUCACUGUCCACUAAAAGUUUUGUUGAUGAAGGGCAAGAGACCAAAACAGCUUUGAAACCAUGACAAAGACAAAGUUUCCGACUCUAACGAUCAGGUUCCUAGUCAAGUGCUAAUUGAUCAAUGAGUUUAGAAACAUGAGAGUGAAAAGCAUGAAGUGAUGUUGAUUUGGUUGAGGCUGACACUUGUGGUGAUUCUUCUUCUUGAUCAAGAGUUUUGUAAAUUUGUUUACUACUAUUGAUAAUUUUAUGUUGAAGUAUAGAACAACAAACAACAUUGAAAUUUCAUAUUUAAAUCAUGAGAGAAAUUUGGCUAUGCAUUAAUAUAACACGGUUACUUAAUAUAACACCAUUUUCAAAAUUUCACAUGCAUUAAUGAUUUAUUGGUUAAAAAGUUCUUACUAAGACUAGUAUUGAUCGGCUGAACGAAGAACAAAGUCUACAUCUUAAUAGGCUCGACUUUUGGUAGAUUGUGAACUGAUAUGAAAGACUACAAAGCUCAUAAUAUUUCAACUUAACUAACUAGAUCCUACCUUGAUACUAAUUUGACUAUUUAAGUCAUGCUUACAUACAUACGUGAACAUCGGCAUUCACCGUGGAGCAACACUGUAAAUUUCCAAUAACAUAACUCCAUUUUCAAACAAGUCACUACUAUGGAAUCACGAAGACCAACCUAAACCUCCUUUAGUUAUACACUGCAUAAAAAUUUCAACUCACAAUUAGCUCAACUUUUAGAGGUAGCACGUGAGUUCCAAUAGCAAAAUGUGAAACAACAACAACAACAAAAUGAAGAAAAAUAAGGUUAACAAUAAGAAGUUGAAGUCCAUAAGAUUGAGUUGAGACAACAACUAGUGGUGCGAGAUUGGGAGUUCGUGCACCAAAUGGAAGCUAAAGAUAGGGAGCUAAGGGAGCUAAAGAUAGACAACAACUUUAAAGUUUUUGUGUAAGAAAUGCUUCGACGUUUUGUUCAACAAAUAGACAUUAUUGGUUUGAAAACUGUAAGUAGUAGGGUUUAUAGUAGAAUGCAUUCAAGUUCAGUAACUGA